Molecule: messenger RNA, 3300 nt
Organism: Salvia hispanica
Lineage: Eukaryota; Viridiplantae; Streptophyta; Magnoliopsida; Lamiales; Lamiaceae
Biological process (GO): protein phosphorylation
Molecular function (GO): protein kinase activity; receptor serine/threonine kinase binding; ATP binding
Source: RefSeq, a predicted model, not a curated record
CACAAAUUUUCCCUCCACACUCCAUCACUUCACACACACAACACAUCACUUCACACACACAACACACAACACACACUUAAAGCAAGAAUCUUCUUAUACUUAAUCUUCUUCAUCUUCUUGCAUGAUUCAUUCUCAAUCAUCAAGAAUGCCUCCAUCACCUUCCCUCUCCCCAUUCCUUCCCCUUUUCCUCCUCUUCUCAAUUCUCCAAUCCACACCCCUUUUUUCUCUUGCUCUAAACCAAGAGGGCCUCCUCCUCCUCCGAGCCAACCUCCCCAUCCCCGGCUGGUCCGCCGCCGCCGCCACCCCCUGCAACUGGACCGGCGUCGCCUGCAACGGCCUCGGCUCCGUCGCCGCCCUCUCCCUCUCCGGCGCCUCCCUCUCCGGCGACUUCCCCAUCUCCCUCUGCGACCUCCCUUCCCUCUCCAACCUCUCCCUCUCCAACAACUCCAUCAACUCCUCCCUCCCCGCCGCCGUCUCCGCCUGCCGGAAUCUCGUCAGCCUCGACCUCUCCCAGAAUCUCCUCGUGGGCCCCAUCCCCUCCUCCCUCUCCGACCUCCCCUUCCUCAGGUACCUUAAUUUAGAGGGAAACAGCUUCUCCGGCCAAAUUCCCCCCUCUUUCGGCACUUUCCGGCAGCUCGAAACCCUAAUCCUCACCGAGAAUCUCCUUACCGGCCCGAUUCCGGCGGGUCUCGGCAACAUCACCACCCUCAAAAGGCUACUCCUCGCCUACAAUCACUUCUCACCUAGCCCCAUUCCACCGGAGCUAGGCAGCCUCAUUAACUUAGAGGAGCUCUGGAUAAGCGACUCCGGCCUCACUGGCCCGUUCCCACCGAGCCUCGGCCGGCUCAAGCGCCUCAGGAACCUCGACCUCUCGGAUAACCUCCUCUCCGGGCCUCUCCCGAGCCAGAUCACGGAGCUCACCAGCAUAGAGCAGAUGGAGCUCUUCAACAACUCUUUCAGUGGCUCAUUGCCUCAGCUUGGAUGGUCUCAUUUGGCUAAUUUGAGGAGAUUUGAUGCUUCCAUGAAUAUGUUGAGUGGGAUCAUCCCAGCCGAGCUCUGUGCCUUGCCUCUCGAGUCGUUGAACCUGUACGAGAACAAGCUCGGGGGGCUGAUCCCCGAGAGCAUUGCCUUAUCCGAGAAUCUCGUUGAGCUUAAGCUGUUUGCGAAUCCCCUGAGCGGCUUGCUUCCGAGGGAUCUUGGCAAGAACUCGGCCUUGCAGAUUUUAGACGUGUCGUAUUGCAAUCUCACCGGUGGGAUCCCGGAGUUCUUGUGCUCGAAUAAUGCUCUCGAGGCGUUGAUAUUGAUAUACAAUGAUUUCUCGGGGAGCAUUCCCGCGAGUGUUGCCAAAUGCAGGACGCUGCAGAGGGUUAGGAUGCGUGGGAACCGGUUGUCCGGGGAGGUUCCGGAUGAGUUUUGGGGGCUGCCUAAUGCCUACUUGCUCGAGCUCCACGGGAACUUGUUCUCGGGGGGUGUCUCUCCGCUGAUUGCAGGGGCUACGAACCUGUCCACGCUGUCGAUCUCGAGCAAUAAUUUCUCGGGGAGCCUGCCUCGUGAGAUUGGAUCGUUGGAGGCCUUGAUUGAGUUGUCUGCGCGUGAUAACGCGUUCAGUGGCGAAAUCCCGAGCUCCAUUGUGAAUCUGAAGCAGCUAGGGAGGCUUGAUCUAAGCAACAAUGAUUUAUCUGGUGGAAUUCCUAUUGGAAUUCAUGAAUUAGCACAGUUGAAUGAGCUUAAUUUGGCUCAAAAUAGGCUCUCUGGUCCAAUCCCUGAUGAGAUUGGGGACUUGCCUGUGUUGAACUAUCUUGAUCUUUCUGGUAACAGAUUUUCCGGGGAGAUUCCGGCUUCGUUGCAGAAUUUGAGGCUCAAUAAGCUGAAUUUAUCGAGCAAUCUGCUCACCGGGAUCACCCCUCCCGUGUUUGCUAGCGAUGCUUACAGUGAUAGCUUUCUUGGCAACCCGGGGCUCUGUGUUCGCGCCUCUGGUUCGUGUAGCUGGGGAGGGAGUGGGCGUGGUCGAGUCUUUAAGUGGGUAUUGAGGUCUAUCUUCGCUGCAGCUGCGCUGGUCUUCCUCGUUGGCGUUGUCUGCUUCGUGAUCAAGUACAGGAAGCUCGGGCGGAUGAAGAGGAAUCGAGGCGCUGUGACCAAGUGGACGUCGUUUUACAAGCUCGGGUUCAGCGAGAGUGAGAUCAGCGACUGCUUGAAGGAGGCGAACGUGAUUGGGAGGGGCGCCUCAGGGAAGGUCUACCAGGCCGUGCUGAGCAAUGGGGAGACGGUCGCUGUGAAGAAGCUGCACGACCGGGCUAUUAGAGACGCGAGCAGCAACGCCACCAUCAGCAGCCUUGAUUCGGACGGGGACGGGUUUGAGACCGAGGUGGAGACGCUGGGGAGGAUCAGGCACAAGAAUAUCGUCCGGUUGUGGUGCUGCUGUAGCGCGGGGAGAUGCAAGCUCUUGGUGUACGAGUACCUCCCCAACGGGAGCCUAGGCGACGCGCUGCACAAGGGCGCGAAGAGGAUAUUGGACUGGCCAACGAGGUUCAAGAUCGCGCUGGAUGCUGCCGAGGGGCUCUCGUACUUGCACCACGACUCUGUCCCUCCGGUCGUGCACAGGGACGUGAAGUCGAACAACAUAUUGCUCGAUGGAGACUUCGGUGCUAAGAUUGCGGAUUUUGGCGUUGCAAAAGUGGUUAAGAAGACCGCCAACAACGGCCUCGAGUCCAUGUCCGUUAUUGCUGGUUCGUACGGCUACAUUGCGCCCGAAUACGCGUACACGCUACGUGUGAACGAGAAGAGCGACAUAUACAGCUUUGGAGUCGUGCUGCUCGAGCUAGUGACGGGGAGGCCGCCAAUUGAUCCCGAAUUCGGGGAGAAGGACUUGGCCGCGUGGUUGCGGUCCACACUGGAGUCGCACGGGACUAGCGACGUGGUGGACCCGAAGCUCGGCUUGGAGAAGUUCGAGGAGCACGUUGGCCGGCUCCUCGACAUCGGGCUGCUGUGCACUAGCAACCUCCCCAACACUCGGCCUUCCAUGCGUAGGGUUGUGAAUAUGCUGCAGGAAUUAAUUGCUUUGAUACCUAAAUCUCAAGAAAAGAAGCCCAUGAAUACCAUUUGAAUUUAGUCUAAUUUUAGAUAGAAAAAAUGAUAUGGAUUAUACUAUCAACUUGUGGUUGUUGGUGGGGUUUUUAUUUAAUUCAUCUGAAAUUAACUAGUAAAGUGAUGAAUCACAAGAUUUAAAUAUACUUAUGCAACAUUGUUCUCUAGAAUAUGAGAUAUGAUAUCAUUUAAUUAGAUGUCACAAUUUGGAUUUCA